Molecule: messenger RNA, 2209 nt
Organism: Cucurbitaria berberidis CBS 394.84
Lineage: Eukaryota; Fungi; Ascomycota; Dothideomycetes; Pleosporales; Cucurbitariaceae
Exons: 2
Coding region: 37-1770 (577 amino acids)
Source: RefSeq, a predicted model, not a curated record
GCCACCCGUACCCAGCCAUUGUAAAACACACGAACCAUGCCUGUUCCUGGACCGAACGCAGUGUUGAAAUCACGAUUGCAAAGUAGCAAGGCUAACCCCCCGCCUUCCCAGCCGCAGUCAGACCCCGCUGUUCGGGACGUGAAACCAGAAGAGGCCUCAAGAGAUGUGGCACACUCGAUUCUGCGCCCUUCGAUAGCUCGGCCUCCCUCCUUCCAAAGUGAUGUUGAGGGAGCUAAACGACGCAGCUUAUUGCCUCAGCUUGGCCAACCCAGGUACAACCCUCGUUCAGAUGUGCCCUCAGACGUCUCCAACCGGAACAAUGAUGCUAAAGAGGCGGACCUCGGCGUGACUGGGUCUGUGGGGCAACCAGGAAACGUAUCUGUGACUAAGGAGGCCAAUGUUCACAGCGCAACGCCAGGGCGAAUUCGACCACGGUCCCUGUACCAGACUGGAACCGCACCAUCUGAGCGAGCCAUGUACAGCAAUGAUCCAACAGCUUCAAAAGUAAUGCCCCCUCCAGCUUCAGUAAGCAAACCAUCCGAGCCGCAAACGACCGUGCUGAGUCGAUCGCAAACCUUGCGCAAACCCGGUGCUGUAAUGCAGUCAGCUCAACCAACGAGAACUGCGGUUCAUUCCCGCGCGCAGUCUGUUAGCACGGCUGCAGCCGCUCGAAGAGAUGCGGUGAAGUCUAACACGGGUUCGGAAAGGCCAAAAUCCCUUUUGGUUGCGCCAAGUAGCAACAUUAAGACCAACGAUGUUCCAAAAGACAAAGCGCUCAAUGGAACAAGGGCUACACGCAUUGCCCAUACUCGUUCGGCAAGCACUAGAGUAAAGUCCGAGGCCUUGAGUGGCAGCGCCAACGCUGUGACGGCAAUCAGGCCCGCAGAGCCAGUUAUAUCUCAAUCAAGACAUCGUGAACCCGUGCGAGAAGAGCCGAAGAAAAUCGCUCGUCCGGCCUUUUCCACCCUACAACAACAUUUCACGCCACGGAAGACGGGCAAAGCACCGACCGCAACGUUUCUUCAUCCUGCGCCAGCUCCUAGUACCAAUGCUCUGCCGCCUGAGAUAGUCAAUCUCCAAUCGGAACUACUUCAGCUUCACUUGUUGCACGAGGCGUCAGCUCAUGUGAGCAGCUGUUGGGAGACGAGUGCGAAGCGAAAUCUACACAAGAAGUUCGAGGAAGUCGCCAGCUUGUAUCAAGCCAUGCUGGAGUUUGAACGUGCGGGACAGGAACAAAAGAAUCUUCAAUCUCUGCUGGAAUGGAGCGCUGGAAAGUCGACCGCAGGGUUGGUUGAAUAUAUCCAAAUCCUGUCAGGGCCACUUCACGAACUCCCUGCCUUGGUUGAGUCAGGUGGCCGGAUUCAUCGUCUCGUGAGCGAGUUCGAACACUGGGUUUCGUGGGUGCAGGAAGCACGGUCAGCUAGACGCGGCUCUACUGAAGAUAAAGGCACUUUAGGAGUCAUUGACGGCCUUGGUGAUGCAUGGAAAGCAGAAACUACGGGUUUGAUACGAAAGGUAACUUCUUUCGCCCGCGAUCUGGAAAGGAUAGACCAGCCAUUGUCAGGAUCAAGCAUCGCUUGCAUUGUUGAAGCGUGCAAGUCGCUUUUGGAAGGGAUUUUAGAUGAGCUGCACGCCAUGCAGGCGAUCGAGGCUGAAGUGGUUGCAAAGGAGAAGGAUUGGAUUGAAGAUCGUUUAAGGGUCAUUGCCCGGGACAUCGGGUCAUCGUACCUAGUGGAGACAAGUGCAGAGUCUCUAGCCUGGCGGAUGUAGCAUGUUUGUAACCUUCUACGUAGGAUUUGGCUACUUCGACUUCAUGCGAUGUUGGCGUCUUCGAACGCAAAAGUCCAACGCCGCCCGAGGACAUCAAAGAGACGCCCGAGGAAGUAGUCAACGCACUUCAGCAGAAGCUUACUUGAUUUGCGCCUAUGUAUCUGCACAUACUAUGCACGGUCCCCGUCGUCUGCCAACGACCGUUGUUUCGAUGGGUAGAGCGGCACGAAGUGCAACUGGCCGUCCUACCGAGCGUGCCGCUGCCACUCUUUGGCCUCCCAUCAGCAUUUCCCGAACGCACGAGCUGGCCACGCAUCAGACCACAUUCAAUCCCUUUCGGUGUAACUUCCGCAAUUUGUAUGACUAAACUGUCAGAGUGGAUGGUGAUGACUAACCGCGCUAGGUCCGGCCAGGUAGCGCGUCUUCAUUACCAAGAAUU